This is a messenger RNA of Eimeria mitis, 618 nucleotides long. RefSeq lists its product as uncharacterized. The coding region runs from base 1 to 618 and encodes 205 amino acids. The record is from RefSeq and is a predicted model, not a curated record. The transcript has a single exon. Lineage: Eukaryota; Apicomplexa; Conoidasida; Eucoccidiorida; Eimeriidae.
AUGCGUCCCGCUGAUGCUCCCAUAGAGGUCCUUCCGCCAGUCAGUGAUGCGAGAAUGCACCUCUCAGCGCUCCCAACGGCAUUUGCAUCAUCUAUGAUCAGAGGUGUGGAGACUGUGUCCGAAGAAAAAGGGAGCGGUGUGGCUCCCACACACUGCAGAGGCACUGAAGAGAAUGAUAGAGAUAUGCAUGUACUCCGUCGCGAUGGUCUGGUAAAGACCGCAGUUUCGAGGGAUUCGAUCCAUCUAACACCCGAGGAAUGGGAGAAGUGGGCACAAUUGAAAGAAGUGUUCUCAGGUGUAUUCAAUAACAAAGAGCUACCAGUGGGUAGGCCACCCGCUAGAUGCUCUAUGCACCGCAUCGAAAUCAUCCCUGACUCAGCCCCAAGGUUCGUCCCAAGGUACAGGCGACCCCAACGCCUUGAAGAGGGAAUUGAGCGGCAGGCGGACGAACUUCUAAAAAUGGGCAAGGUUCAGCCUUCAACUAGCGGCUUUGGGCACAAUCCGGUGCUGGUGAAGAAAAGGGACGGCGGGUGGAGCAUGUACGUCGACUUCAAGCAGCUCAACAAAAUUACAGUGAAGCAGAAGUAUCCGAUGCCCAGGGUCGACGAAAAUCCCUAA